CCCCUGGAGUUGAACGCUUUUUCGUCUCUUUUUUGGGGGGGGGAUUUUUUGGAUUUAUUCGGAACCGCGAGGCAAGCGUAACGCCGUGGGAGUGCCGUAUUUUGAUUUUACGAAGACGCGACAUGCCAAGUGCUCUCUGAGUGGAGAAAAGAGCAGAUGGCGUCAUCAACUGAGACAAAAGAGCAGGAGCAAGUGGUGGAGGAUCGAGAGGAGAAGGAGACCGAGAUGGAGAAGAUAAUAUCAACAUCCCCAGAGGAGAGUGAGAGUACGAUUUUGUUGCUUGAGCCACAGGUGAAAGAUAAGAAGAAAGAUGAGGUCUUAAACCUUGGCAAUGAAGUGGUGAGGAUGAGAAAGGAGGUGAAGAGGGUAAGGGCUCUGGUCAUCAGGAAAAUGACGCGACAGAUGUCUGCUUUGAAGAAAAAGAAAGGAAAAGAAAGCGAUGUUGAGAGGAACCAGAGGAGGGCAGCCAGACUGUUGGAGGAGAUCCAUGAGAUGAAGCAACUCAAACCAGACCAGGUGACCAAAACUGCCCUGGCGAAGAAUAUCAGCUUUGAGAAGGUGUGUAAAAAUCCCAAGUCUACCAUUUCCGAUCGGGCCACAGCACGAAUUGCCACCCACCCCCAGUUCAGCAAAAAGAUUGAAGCCAUCAAAGCUGCUGUUAAAGCUUUCAAAGAGGAGAGGAUGAAAGGUGGAAAGCAGGCCGCAGACAGAGGCAAAGCAAAAAAGCAAGCUGUAAAGGAGCCUCCUCAGCCAGCAGCUGGUGAUGCAGCGAGACAAGUAAAGGUUCAGGAGCAGGAAGAAGAUGGUGCAGUGGAUCAAAAUGAAAUGAUGGACAAGGAGGGUGAUGACUCUUACCUGGAAAACAGUGAAAACACGACCAUUCAUACGUCUCCCAAAAAAGACAAAAGGAAAGCAAAGACUCUCACAGGUGAGACAAGUGAGUCUAACAACAAGCAAAUGUCAGGGACUCUGGUAAAAUCUCCAGCUGUGGUAGUUUCCACGAAUGUUGAAACAACAUCUCCCAAGACCGCUGAGGCAAAAAGCCUUGUGAUAGACACACUGCAGAACAGAGCCACAGAAAAACCAGCUUCCAAGGCUGCCGCUGAAGUGCAGCAGAUGAAGGGAGCUCAGGAGGAGAGUGACUUGGAGUCAUCUGAUGAAGAGAAAGAGUACUUUGACGACAGCACAGAGGAGCGGUUCCGCAAGCAGUCCUCCCAUUCAGAAGAGAGUGAUGACGAAGAUGACUUUUUCCUGGGAAGAGUGAGCAAGUUCAAGAAGAAGAAAAGCAAGGACGAUCCAAGUGCAGAGGAGCGGCAGAAGGAGAACAAUGAGCUGAAAGGUGACACCACAGACUCACCCAGCACCUCAGACCAAGUCCCAAGUGAGCGUGACCAGGCUGAGUCCAGACUGAACUGUAAAGCAAACAAGCUUAUGUCUGUCUUCUGUUCCUCCCUUUCUGAACAUAAAGCCAGCAGGGACAGGCAGAGCAGAGGUGGUGGUGGGCAAGGAAAUCACAACCGGGGAGGACAGAGGGGUCGCGGUCUUAACAGGUUUUCUAAUAGGCCACCCAAGUUUCAACACCAGCGUAGAGGGGCAGAACAGCAACCGGAUUCCAAGGACAGCAAUCAUAACCCUGAAAGAAAACCUCCUAAGUCAGAGGCUUUUGCUGGGAGAGGGAGAGGGAGGGGAAGGGGCAAAGGUGACACUGUCAGGCAACCAGAUCGCAGGGGUACGGGUGUCUUUUCCCAUCAGGCACCACAGCAGGCGCUGCACCCAUCCUGGGAGGCCAGUAAGAAAAGGAAGGAGCAACUAGGACAAAUCCUAGCUUUCCAGGGGAAGAAGAUCAAGUUUGACGAUGAUGACUGAAGCUAGUUGGCUCUUCAUUAUGUGGGCAGGCUCUGGGGCAUAUUUAGUGGGGCAACUUUGCAUUUUUUGUAGAAAAGGAAAACAAGGUGUUUUUGAAUGAAACAAUUUCAUGAAAAUAUAAUUGUUCCCAUAUCAGAAUUGCACUGCAGUUGAAUUUGCUACAAAAGAGGCCAUUGCUAUCUCGUACCCGAAUGUGAUCAUCUUAUCAUGUGUAAAGUUUACCAGUUAACAAGUUAAUGAGUAGCAGCCAACAUUUCCACAGGUCUUUCUCCAGCUCUGCAACGUCUUUUAUUUUGAUCUAAUUUAAUAAAUAACAUUGUUUUAUAUCAGAGCUUGUAUCACUUUGUCUUGUAAAUUUUCUCUACG
Lampris incognitus (smalleye Pacific opah) is the source of this 2232-nucleotide messenger RNA. It is a transcript of the gene srfbp1, whose product is annotated as serum response factor binding protein 1. Gene Ontology annotation, biological process: maturation of SSU-rRNA. The coding region runs from base 157 to 1866 and encodes 569 amino acids. The record is from RefSeq and is a predicted model, not a curated record. Lineage: Eukaryota; Metazoa; Chordata; Actinopteri; Lampriformes; Lampridae. Gene Ontology annotation, cellular component: 90S preribosome; nucleus. The transcript is spliced from 3 exons.